Rosa chinensis is the source of this 2140-nucleotide messenger RNA. Its product is annotated as adenine/guanine permease AZG1. Gene Ontology annotation, cellular component: plasma membrane. The transcript has a single exon. Gene Ontology annotation, biological process: transmembrane transport. Gene Ontology annotation, molecular function: purine nucleobase transmembrane transporter activity. Lineage: Eukaryota; Viridiplantae; Streptophyta; Magnoliopsida; Rosales; Rosaceae. Bases 156 to 1898 code for a protein of 580 amino acids. The record is from RefSeq and is a predicted model, not a curated record.
UUUAUACGCAAGUAAGUCACUAAUCCUCCAUCUUCUUCCCCCGACCCCAUGUCCAUCUACAUCCGCAAUUACUAUAUAUACAGAAACCCACCACUGUCACACACGGUCAUCAUAUUAUAUCACAACCCUCUAGAGCUCUGAACAAACCUCCACCAAUGGUCAUGGAGGCUCCUCCGCCGGCUGCGAAGCCCAGCCACUUAACUCGGCUCAACACCUACGUCGCCAAGAGCCGCGUUGGCAAGCGCUUCAAACUCACCGAGCGAAACUCAACCUUCACCACCGAGCUCCGGGCCGGUACCGCCACGUUUCUCACCAUGGCAUACAUCCUCGCCGUCAACGCCUCCAUCCUCACCGACUCCGGCGGCACCUGCUCCGUCUCGGACUGCAUCCCUCUCUGCUCCGACUCCUCCCUCUCCGUCAACAACUGCACUGGAACAGUCAUCCAACCCGAUGCGUCAUGCAAAUUCGAUCCGGUCAACCCCGGCUACACGGCCUGCCUUGACCGCGUCCGGAAAGACCUCAUCGUUGCCACCGUGGCCUCCUCCCUCAUCGGUUGCGUAAUCAUGGGCGCAUUCGCCAACCUGCCUCUCGCCUUGGCCCCGGGAAUGGGCACCAACGCUUACUUCGCCUACACCGUCGUCGGGUUUCACGGAUCAGGCAACGUCUCAUACCAGAGCGCCUUGGCAGCCGUUUUCAUGGAAGGUCUUAUUUUCCUCUUAAUUUCCGCGAUUGGACUCCGCGCUCAACUCGCCAAAUUGAUCCCCAAACCCGUCCGGAUCAGCUCCUCCGCAGGCAUCGGCCUCUUCCUCGCCUUCAUCGGCCUGCAGUCCAACCAGGGAAUCGGACUCGUCGGCUACAGCUCCUCCACUCUCGUCACCAUCGGAGCCUGCCCCGCCUCCAAGCGCGUGUCGCUGGCGCCCGUAGUAACUGCCGCGAACGGCACCGUCAGCCUGCUGGCUGGCGGCACGGUCUCGGGUGACAUAUUCUGCACGCAAGGCCGCAUGGAGAGCCCCACAUUCUGGCUAGGGAUAGUCGGCUUCGUCAUCAUCGCCUACUGCCUCGUCAAAAACAUCAAGGGCGCCAUGAUCUACGGCAUCGUCUUCGUCACGGCCGUCUCGUGGUUCCGUAACACAGAAGUAACGGCGUUCCCCCACACUGCCGCAGGCGACGCCGCCUACGAGUAUUUCAAAAAAGUCUUCGACGUACAUACGAUCCAAUCCACGGCGGGGGCCCUCAGCUUCAAGAGCUUCGGCAAAGGGUAUUUCUGGGAAGCCCUAAUUACGUUCCUCUACGUAGACAUACUGGACACGACGGGUACCCUAUACUCCAUGGCCCGUUUCGCAGGGUUCAUGGACCAGGACGGUAAUUUCGAAGGUCAAUACUUCGCCUUCAUGUCCGACGCCACGUCGAUCGUGGUGGGGUCCUUGCUUGGCACGUCACCGGUGACGACGUUUAUCGAGUCAUCGACGGGGAUAAGAGAAGGCGGGAGGACGGGACUGACGGCGCUGACGGCUGCGGGCUACUUUUUCUUUGCGUUAUUCUUCACGCCGUUAUUGGCUUCCAUUCCGGCUUGGGCGGUGGGCCCGCCGCUGAUAUUAGUCGGCGUGCUGAUGAUGAAGUCGGUGGUGGAGAUAGAGUGGGAUGAUAUGAGGCAGGCGAUUCCGGCGUUUGUGACUUUGAUACUGAUGCCGUUGACUUACUCAAUAGCCUAUGGUUUGAUUGGUGGCAUUGGGACCUUUAUUGUUCUGCACCUGUGGGAUUGGAGCAGAGAACUUUUGGUCAAGCUGGGAGUUUUGAAAGGUGAACAAGAGGAAGAAGAAGCUGUUGGGUCCAACGGGGUGGUGCAUGAUCAUUCCAAAGAAGACCAAGCUUCAAAAGUACUUGAGCUUGAAGUUUAGCUUUUUCCAAUUUUUUUUUUCUUACUUUGGUAAAUGAUUAAUUUUCGAUUCAUAAACGUAAAUACUUGCAUAUUGUUCAACUCUGUUUUCAUUUUUUUUUGCUUUUGUGACCCGGAUGCAUGUAUUGUCUGAAUCUGGAGGGUCGUUUUUAUUAUGAAUCGGUACAUGACAUAGUUUAGAAUUCAGUUCAGUUUAUAACACCUUUCAUGCUUUACGGUCGCUGAAUCAUCAAACUUUGUUUA